Molecule: messenger RNA, 2180 nt
Organism: Sus scrofa (pig)
Lineage: Eukaryota; Metazoa; Chordata; Mammalia; Artiodactyla; Suidae
Gene: DMC1
Product: DNA meiotic recombinase 1
Biological process (GO): mitotic recombination; DNA recombinase assembly; chromosome organization involved in meiotic cell cycle
Cellular component (GO): condensed nuclear chromosome; nucleus
Molecular function (GO): double-stranded DNA binding; ATP hydrolysis activity; single-stranded DNA binding
Source: RefSeq, a predicted model, not a curated record
CUAGUCGUUGGGCACCGAACCUCUUGGUCAACGGGGCUGCGAGGCGCCGCGUUCUGCUUCGGAGUCAGAAUCCCUGAGGACUGGAAGGCCCGGGACGGGGGCGGAAGGGAUUCAUUCACCUUGAAAAGGGAGAUUGUGGUAUGAAGGAGGAUCAAGUUGUGCUGGAAGAACCAGGAUUCCAAGAUGAAGAAGAAUCUUUGUUUCAAGACAUCGACCUGUUACAAAAACAUGGGAUUAACGUGGCUGACAUUAAGAAACUGAAGUCAGUAGGCAUCUGUACCAUCAAAGGGAUACAAAUGACAACAAGAAGAGCCCUAUGCAAUGUCAAAGGGCUCUCAGAAGCAAAAGUGGACAAGAUUAAAGAGGCAGCCAACAAGCUUAUUGAACCAGGAUUCUUGACUGCAUUUGAGUAUAGUGAGAAGAGGAAGAUGGUUUUUCACAUCACCACUGGGAGCCAAGAAUUUGAUAAGUUGCUAGGAGGUGGAAUUGAAAGCAUGGCAAUCACAGAAGCUUUUGGAGAAUUUCGAACUGGAAAAACCCAACUCUCUCAUACCCUCUGUGUGACAGCUCAACUUCCAGGAGCAGGUGGCUACUCAGGAGGAAAGAUUAUCUUCAUUGAUACAGAAAAUACUUUCCGUCCGGAUCGCCUUCGGGACAUUGCUGAUCGCUUCAAUGUAGACCAUGAUGCAGUCCUGGACAAUGUACUUUAUGCACGUGCAUAUACUAGUGAACAUCAGAUGGAGCUACUUGAUUAUGUAGCAGCAAAGUUCCAUGAAGAAGCUGGCAUCUUCAAGCUAUUGAUCAUUGAUUCAAUAAUGGCACUUUUCCGAGUGGAUUUCAGUGGUCGUGGGGAAUUGGCUGAACGGCAGCAAAAACUGGCCCAGAUGUUGUCACGGCUCCAAAAAAUCUCAGAAGAAUAUAAUGUGGCUGUGUUUGUGACCAAUCAAAUGACUGCUGACCCAGGAGCAACUAUGACGUUUCAGGCAGACCCUAAAAAACCCGUCGGGGGACACAUUCUGGCUCAUGCUUCAACAACAAGAAUAAGUUUACGAAAGGGAAGAGGAGAACUGAGAAUUGCCAAGAUUUAUGACAGCCCUGAGAUGCCUGAAAAUGAAGCCACCUUCGCAAUAACUGCUGGAGGAAUUGGGGAUGCCAAGGAGUAGGUGGCAAAUUGAUGCAAAUUGGUUCUUAGUGCUUAUUAGCAGCUCAAGAAAUGGAAACGCAGUCUCAAAUUUCAGAUCCUGAAGUAAGAGUUCGUUUUUUUUUUUUUUUCACGUUAUUAAAGGAAAGUCAGCAAAAGAGAUUUAAAUCUUAUAUUUAUCUUAAAAGUCUCUGACUUAUAACUACACAUUAUGCAUAAAUAAACCUUUUGAAAACUAGUUGGGGAAGGGGUUCCUCACUUUAACUUUCCAAAGUGAGCCACUAAGCAGACAGAAAGUCUGAUUUCAGAAAUGUCCCAUUCUGCUGCAACUUCCCCACAAACACUUACAGAGGUGAAUACACUUACAAAGGAGGGAGACAUUUAAGGGAAGAAUAUUUAUAGGACAUACAAAAACCUUUUUAGUUAUGAUAUCAAACUGUACAUUCACAUUUAUACAACAGAAAAGAAACAUUAAAUUAAGCUAAAUUUUAAAUCAUUUGACUUUUUGACAAGUUGAAAUUAUUUUUUAAAAAUGUACCUCUGAGCCAUACAUAUUUUAUUGGGAAGAUGAAAAGGAAGGUAAUUAGGAAAUUCACAAAUUUUGGGUGGUCAAGAUAGCAUGACUUUUGUAUUUUAAGUUUGGGGUAAAGAAUUCAAAACCUUUUUUAAAAUAUUAAUGUUAAUUUAAAUGUAAGAUUUCUGGAUAAUUUUAGAAAUUUAUAAAAGAAUAUUGUUUUUCUAAUUGUUAAACAAAAAUAAAAUCUAGUUUUCAAAAUUUUUGUCUGAUAAAAAUAUUUUAAAAUUCAAAUACUAAAAAUAUUUACAAUGACAAUAUUCGUAGAUCUCAAAAAGAUUUAAUCUGUGUUGCAUUCACUUGUAUAAAAAUUCGAGUACUGAAAGUACCAUUUGUUACAAAAGCUAUUUGAUUAUCCAUUAAGUCAUUCACUCACCAAUUGUAUAUUGAAUGCUAAGUGCUAAAAAAUCUGCAAAGAAGUAUGGCUCCUAAAAAAAAAAAGAAGAAGAAGUAUGGCUCCUGCCC